Molecule: messenger RNA, 1783 nt
Organism: Corvus hawaiiensis (hawaiian crow)
Lineage: Eukaryota; Metazoa; Chordata; Aves; Passeriformes; Corvidae
Product: FK506-binding protein 5-like
Exons: 3
Coding region: 194-1669 (491 amino acids)
Molecular function (GO): ATP binding; metal ion binding
Source: RefSeq, a predicted model, not a curated record
CCAGAUCCUAUAUAAAAGUUCUCUCAUACCACGUUCCCUCACUCCCGUUGACUCCUUUCCACUGGUUCGUGCCGUGGGACACGGACUCCCAUCACAUAGACCAUGGGUUCCCACCAGCAGAAAGGAGACGGCCAAGGGAUGUCUGAGCAGUCCCAAGGGUGCCACGGCGGCGGCGGCGGCGGCGGCGGCUGCCAUGGAGGGGGUGGAGGAGGAUGCUGCCACAGCAGCGGUGGAGGAGGAUCUAUGGGAUACCAGAGCCAGGGGUCGUCCUGCCAUGGAGGAGGAGGCGGCUGCGGCGGCUGCGGCGGCGGCAGUGGUGGAGGUGGCGGGAUCAUUUAUCAGACUCACAUGCCAUCAUCCUCCUGCGGAGGAGGAGGAGGAGGUGGUGGCCAGCAGAGCCAAGGAUCCAUCUGCAUUAUUGGAGGAGGAGGAGGAGGAGGAGGAGGAGGAGGUGGAGGAGGAGGGGGCUCAGGGCAACAAAGCCAAGGCCCCAUCAUUAUUGGAGGGGGUGGAGGUGGCGGAGGAGGAAGUUCUGACCACCAGAGCCAUGUACCCAUCUGCAUCGGAGGGGGAGGAGGAGGUGGUGGUGGUCAGCAAAGCCAAGGUCCCAUCUGCAUUGAUGGAGGAAGUGGUGGAGGUGGUGGUGGUGGUGGUGGUGGAGGUUCAGGCCACGAGGGCAAAGGAAUCAUCAUUAUUGGUGGAGGCAGCGGUGGUGGUGGUGGUGGAGGUGGUGGUGGAGGUGGCUCAGGCCACCAGGGCCAAGGUCCCAUCUGCAUUGGAGGAGGUAGUGGUGGAGGAGGAGGAGGUGGUGGUCAACAAAGCCAAGGUCCCAUCUGUGUUGGUGGGGGUGGCAAGGGAGGAGGAGGAGGAGGUGGAGGUGGUCAAGGUCCCAUCAUUAUUGGUGGAGGAGGUGGUGGUGGUGGAGGAGGAGGUUCAGGGCACCAGGGUCAAGGUCCCAUCUGCAUUGGAGGUGGCAGUGGAGGAGGAGGAGGAGGUGGAGGUGGUCAAGGUCCCAUCAUUAUUGGUGGAGGAGGAGGUGGUGGUGGAGGAGGAGGUUCAGGGCACCAGGGUCAAGGUCCCAUCUGCAUUGGAGGUGGCAGUGGAGGAGGAGGAGGAGGAGGUGGCUCAGGGCACCAGGGCCAAGGUCCCAUCAUUAUUAGCGGUGGUGGUGGUGGUGGAGGAGGAGGAGGAGGUUCAGGGCACCAGGGCCAAGGUCCCAUCUGUAUUGGAGGUGGCAGUGGAGGAGGAGGAGGAGGAGGAGGUGGCUCAGGGCACCAGGGCCAAGGUCCCAUCAUUAUUAGCGGUGGUGGUGGUGGUGGAGGAGGAGGUGGCUCAGGGCACCAGGGCCAAGGCCCUGUGUGCAUUGGGGGAGGAGGUGGAGGAGGAGGUGGAGGUGGCUCAGGCCACCAGGGCCAAGGUCCCAUCAUCAUCAUCGGAAGCGGAGGCGGAGGUGGAGGUGGAGGUGGUUCCUCCAGCUCUGGAGGAAUGUCCAUGCAGCAGCAGACCCAGCCCAUCUGCUGGCCACCGCAGACCAAGCACAAGUAGUGGCUGCCAGAAGGACUCUGACACCAAGGAAGCCCAAGAUACGAAGAUGCCUCACAUUUCCUCCUCUGUUAAAUUUAAGAUUAUUUGCAUUGUUCUCUUCUCCUUUCCCCCGGGAAUGUUCUGACCGGAACCUCUGGUGCUGUGUCUCCAUAAUUCCAGCCAGGGUUGUUCCGUGUGCCUGUUCCUGCCUCAAUUUUCUAGUGCUUGCACCAGACAAUAAAACUUGCAGUUCUAGAGA